Paramecium primaurelia is the source of this 161-nucleotide messenger RNA. Lineage: Eukaryota; Ciliophora; Oligohymenophorea; Peniculida; Parameciidae. The record is from the annotation of a GenBank genome assembly.
GUAAAAUAAAGUGCUUUUCAAAUCAAUGAAAUUAAAUGGUUUAUACAAACAACAAGAAUGCCUGAUCAAGUCCUUAUCAAUCUAUUUGAUCAAGAUAUGUAAGGAACAGAGUCUUUAGUACUUGCAAUAGCUACACCUUAUGAUCAACUUCCCACUGUGAU